Phlebotomus argentipes is the source of this 2570-nucleotide messenger RNA. RefSeq names its product carboxypeptidase M. The transcript is spliced from 7 exons. The coding region runs from base 536 to 1951 and encodes 471 amino acids. The record is from RefSeq and is a predicted model, not a curated record. Gene Ontology annotation, cellular component: cell surface. Gene Ontology annotation, biological process: proteolysis. Gene Ontology annotation, molecular function: zinc ion binding; metallocarboxypeptidase activity. NCBI's taxonomy places the organism in Eukaryota, Metazoa, Arthropoda, Insecta, Diptera, Psychodidae.
GCCACCUCUUGCGCGAGAUUAUCAGAGAUCUCAAGAAUAUUGACCUCUUUUUCCAGCGGAAAAGCCAAUGCAGAAGUUAUUUGUUUUUUUCUUUAUCAAAACUAUGCUUCGUGAUCGCGCUUGAAGUGAAAUUCGAGCGCCACAAUGUAGUCAAAACAUCUGCGAUCUUGAUCUGUUUGGGCGGGAAUUGAACAAAAAGUGCUAAUCAAUUUGCAUCUCUUUCACGAUGAUGCAGACAUUCUGUUGGGCAACUAUGGGUACUUGAGAAAUACAGAUGCAAGGAGGAAAAAACACUCGAGAGAUCUUGUGAAAUGCCCAAAAAAACACUCUGAGCCAAAAAAGUCACUAGAAGUGAACAUCCUCUACCUGUUUUCAUUGGCACUGUUCAUGUGCGCGACACAACUGCGAGAUAGUGUGAGAGACAAUGUUAUUUUUUAAACUAUUUUUAGUGGUUUCUCGUGCCAUGAAUACUGACGAGUGUGAGAAAGAGUCCCAGGAAUUCCCCAUCGAGUGUUGCGCGAGGAGAUAAGCCGUGAUGACUUCACAGAGAAUCACCCUGCCGGCUCUGCUGGUGGUUCUGUGUGCGUGUCUGGUGGAGAAUUUGAGCGUGGAGGAUAGUUUCAGCAAUGGCCUCAAUGUGAGUCUUCCAGAACCACGUGCCUACAUUCCGGACGCUCAUCUUCUGGACUUUGUCUACCACAAUCACGAGGAGAUGACGAGAUUCCUGCGCGCCACCAGUGCUCGCUACCCCAAUCUCACUGCCCUAUACUCCAUUGGCAAGUCCGUCCAGGGACGCGAUCUCUGGGUCAUGGUGGUCUCGGCGUCGCCUUAUGAGCACAUGCUGGGCAAGCCAGAUGUGAAAUAUGUGGCCAACAUUCAUGGGAAUGAGGCUGUCGGUCGCGAGCUGAUGCUACACUUGAUACAGUACUUUGUCACAAGCUACACCACUGAUCCCUAUAUCAAAUGGCUGCUGGAUAACACGAGAAUUCACAUUUUACCUUCGCUCAAUCCGGACGGCUUCGGUGUGAGCAAGGAAGGAACGUGCGAUGGUGGACAGGGACGCUACAAUGCUCGGGGCUUUGAUCUCAAUCGCAACUUCCCGGACUACUUUAAAGCGAACAACAAGCGUGGACAGCCGGAGACUGAUGCUGUGAAGGAGUGGAUCUCCAAGAUACAAUUCACGCUCAGUGGCUCACUCCAUGGGGGCGCUCUCGUGGCCAGUUAUCCGUAUGAUAACACCCCGAACUCUAGGAUUUGUCGGUCAUCUGCUCUGUGCUCUUUGUUCCAGAGCUAUGCUUCGUCACCAUCUAUCACGCCGGAUGAUGACAUCUUCCGCCACCUGUCGCUCACGUAUGCCAGCAAUCAUGCCAAGAUGAGUCGUGGUGUGGCCUGCAAGACCACCUCGCCUUCCUUCGAGAAUGGUAUCACAAAUGGCGCCGCGUGGUAUCCACUCACAGGCGGCAUGCAGGACUACAACUACAUCUGGUAUGGAUGCAUGGAGGUGACUCUGGAAGUGUCUUGCUGCAAGUAUCCGCCUGCUCAUGAGCUGCGCAAGUAUUGGGAUGACAACCAAUUGUCUCUCGUGAAGUUCCUGGCUGAAGUGCAUCGGGGAGUGCAGGGCUUCGUGACGGAUGUGAGUGGAACACCCAUUGAGAAGGCUUCGCUGAAAAUCAAGGGACGCGAUGUGGGCUUCCAGACCACGAGAUAUGGUGAAUUCUGGAGGAUUCUUCUGCCUGGAGUGUACAAGCUUGAGGUCUACGCUGAUGGUUAUAUCCCUCGUGAAGUGGACUUUAUGGUGGUGGAUCAACAUCCGACACUCCUCAAUGUCACUAUGCAGCCAGCCAAGGGAUAUCACAUGUAUAAUUUACUAAAGACCACCACAACAACAACACCCAUUCCGCGACCGCCUCCAGCGCAGGAGAGCGCCGAUCAGAUACAAUUUCCUGAAUAGUAAUCCGCACCGCCCACGAAAUCCUCUCCAAAUUGUUGCUAAAAUUUGUUCUCUUCAGCGUGUGUUCCUCAAUAUUUGAAUCUCUAUGUAAAAACCAAUAAUGUAGCCGUGAUGUUUGUUGCCUUGUUGAUUGUAUACAUUGUAUAUAAGCGUGUUGGGCGGAAUGUGGGACAGAGGGGAUGAACUGACCUGUGGUGGAGGAAGUGACAAGAGCCCAGCCACACGAAUUAAUUGACUUAGAUGGAUGGAGAGAGGUGAAAGUUGUUGGUUUGCGAUUCAAUUAAAAGUUGCUCGAAAAAAACCCGCGUCAAUUGCACUCUUCCUUGACUGUUCUCUUAUAGCGAAAUGACGGCACAUACUACCGUCCAGUGAUAACGCCGCAGUACAGGCCGCCUCCGUCACCCACCAAUCAGCAGCAGGACUCUAGCAUCUUGUCCUCCAUCUCCAGUGGCUUCAACAGCUUGGUGAGCAAUUUCUUCGGCUGAUAGACGAGGCCGCGACUGACCAAAGCGGGAAACGCUGCAUGAUAUUCACGAAUAACCCAUCUUUAGUACUUCUGUGCAUUUUAUUUAGUUUUACUUCGAGUAUUUUGUAUUUAAUGCCCUUUUAAUAAAGUGGA